Messenger RNA from Coccidioides posadasii C735 delta SOWgp, 1407 nucleotides. RefSeq lists its product as uncharacterized. The record is from RefSeq and is a predicted model, not a curated record. Gene Ontology annotation, biological process: alkaloid metabolic process. Gene Ontology annotation, molecular function: transferase activity, transferring alkyl or aryl (other than methyl) groups. Lineage: Eukaryota; Fungi; Ascomycota; Eurotiomycetes; Onygenales; Onygenaceae.
AUGACUGUCGCUCCAGAGGCCCCGGCUCUGACCCCUUACGAGUCUCUGACUCGCAGCUUGCAGUUCGCCGACAAUAGCCAGCAUGUCUGGUGGCAAAAGGUCGGAUUGAUGAUGUCCAAGGUCCUUGGGUCCGCGGAUGGUAGCUGGGAAGAACAGCUCGGUUACCUCCAAUUCUUCGCGCGGAUCGUCCUUCCCCAGCUGGGCCCAUAUCCACGAAAAUUCAACAGCUCCAUCACACGGAGUGGUCUCCCUGUCGAGUUCAGUAUCAAUUACCAGCAAAAUGGAAAACCGCCGGUGGUUCGUGUUGGUUUUGAACCUCUCGGCGACUUGUCGGGAACGGCAAAAGAUCCUUUCAACAAAGUUCCCGUGACUAAACUCCUUCCCGCGCUCUCGCAGCUACAGAUAUCGGGCUUCGACCUCCAGCUUUGGGAUCAUGUUGUUAAAGAACUCACGAUAAGCGAGAAUGAGCAAACCUCCAUUGAAGGAACAGAGAUCGAUGGCGGGUAUCUCAGGAGCCAAACUGCAUUCGGCUUCGAUCUGAUCGGUGGUGGAGGUGUCUCGGUCAAGGGAUAUGCGUUUCCGGCGUUAAAAUGCAAAGUCACCGGGAAAUCCAUGGCCGAAAUGAUGGCCGACUUCGUCAAGAACACGGAGCAUCUUGUUGACUGCUCAGCCGCGUUUUCGAUGGUACACGCCUACCUGAAGGACAAGGGCUACGACGACAGAGCAUUCUUGUCCUGGGACUUUGUGCAGCCAUCGAAAUCUCGCCUCAAGUUAUAUACUGCUUCCAACAACGUCACUCGGGACAAACUGGAGGAGGCUUGGACCCUCGGCGGGCGGCUUCAAGGUCCUACGGUGUCCAAAGGUCUCGAGUACUUGAAGCUACUUUUCGAUCUCAUCAACCUCGAGGAAGGAGAGCGCCCAGUUGAAGUAGCAUUUGAUGAUAGUAAACAUUCCUCCAAGGCAACGCCCUUGGUUUGGAACUAUGAGAUGAGAGCUGGUGACCCAAAUCCCUUGACGAAGCUCUAUUUCCCUAUUCAUGGGGAGAACGACAUGCAGAUCAUCACUGGAGUGGCCCAGUUCUUCCGCAUGAUCGGUUUGACGGACCUGGGCCACUCCUAUGUAGACACGGUCAAAUCCUACUUUCCGGACAUUGAUCUAAGUACAACCGAGCGUUUUACUUCCUGGGUUUCUUUCGCAUACACGGAAAAAACCGGUGUGUAUCUGAGUGUUUACUAUCAUUCGUCGACGGACAACCCGUGGGAGACAGAAAAGCCAAGCGGAGCCUGAAGGAGCGAGGUAGUCAGGGAACAGAGCUCAGUUUGAACUCGAAUAAGCUAAGUUUUGUAGCUAUGUAUGUGUUUACAUAGUAACUACGUAGCCAAUGAACACCCAACUACAUGACACUAC